Messenger RNA from Cryptomeria japonica (Japanese cedar), 1781 nucleotides. RefSeq names its product glucose-6-phosphate 1-dehydrogenase, cytoplasmic isoform. Gene Ontology annotation, cellular component: cytosol. Gene Ontology annotation, biological process: glucose metabolic process; pentose-phosphate shunt, oxidative branch. Lineage: Eukaryota; Viridiplantae; Streptophyta; Pinopsida; Cupressales; Cupressaceae. The record is from RefSeq and is a predicted model, not a curated record. Gene Ontology annotation, molecular function: NADP binding; glucose-6-phosphate dehydrogenase activity.
UGGAAGCCUUAAAAACAAGGGAUUUUCCGUACCUAGGCACGUGCCAGGAAGACGGCCAGUGCUUCCGAGACAUAUCAUUUGUGACGUUAUUCGAGCCGUCAUGGAUCCGUCAUCAGUCGGCAAUGUUCGUGGCUUGGAAGGCAAGAGCCGUUGAAAUAAAUUCGGCGCAGCUUGUUUGUAGAAUUACAAUUCAAGAGGAACUGACGGUAAAAUCAGGGACCUGAGUGGACGACGAUUAGUGGUCAACAGAGGUAGGUGUCGAAAAGGAUACCUAUAAAUUUGUUUAUGGACUUCCGGGGGAAAUUGUUCACUUAAUCGGCUUCUUGGAUUGAGGAGAUCAUCGGAUCGAGUCUGUGCAAGCCAUUCUCUGGUGACGAUUGAAGAAUAGUUAAACAAGGAAUACUAAGUUCUGUGCUUAGUGGAAAUUUAAAAGAUCACCAACUAGGAAAAAUGGGUUCUCGUACAGUAGACUUAGAGGAAGGUUCUAAAUCAGCAAGUUCUCCGGACCAAAGGCUAAAAAGUACAUCAGAAAGUAGUUGCCUCUCCAUAGUAGUACUAGGAGCAUCUGGAGACCUUGCUAAAAAAAAGACUUUUCCAGCUCUCUUCAACCUUUAUCACCAGGGAUUUUUACAACCAAAAGAUGUCUACAUUUUUGGAUAUGCUAGAACGCAGCUUUCAGAUGAUGGCUUAAGAGAUCGCAUACGUGGGUACUUGAAGACAGGGAAGGCAGAUUCAGAAAAGGAACCUUCUGAAGUUGUUUCUGAUUUUCUGAGCUUGGUUGCAUAUGUUUCUGGAUCAUAUGAUAGUGAGGAGGGCUUUAUAAACUUGGACAAAAAAAUUACUGAGCAUGAACAUUCAAAGAGUGGGAGUGAGGGGCCUUCUCGAAGACUAUUUUAUCUUGCUUUGCCUCCAUCAGUGUAUCCAAUAGUAUGCAAAAUGAUCCGGAAUUACUGCAUGAAUCAACGUGGUUGGACACGAGUUAUAGUUGAGAAACCAUUUGGAAAGGAUUUAGAUUCAUCAGAGGCAUUGAGUAAUCAGUUGGGGAAGCUGUUCACUGAAGAGCAGAUUUAUCGUAUUGAUCAUUAUCUUGGGAAGGAAUUGGUGCAAAAUUUGCUAGUAGUUCGAUUUGCAAACCGACUCUUUUUGCCUCUUUGGAAUCGUGAUAACAUUGAUAAUGUUCAGAUUGUAUUCAGGGAAGAUUUUGGAGUAGAUGGUCGAGGAGGAUACUUUGAUGAAUAUGGAAUCAUCCGAGAUAUCAUUCAAAAUCAUCUGCUGCAGGUCCUUUGUUUGAUAUCUAUGGAAAAGCCAGUUUCCCUUACACCCGAACACAUAAGGGAUGAAAAAGUCAAGGUCCUUCAAUCAGUUUUACCUAUAAGACCUGAAGAUGUAGUUAUUGGUCAGUAUGAGGGAUAUACAGAAGAUCCAACUGUUAGCAAGGACUCCAAUACUCCAACAUUUGCAACUGUGGUUUUGCGAAUACAUAAUGAACGCUGGGAAGGAGUUCCUUUUAUCCUUAAAGCUGGGAAGGCAUUGAAUUCACGAAAAGCAGAAAUACGUGUUCAGUUCAAGGAUGUUCCUGGUGACAUCUUCAGAUGCAACAAGCAUGGAAGAAAUGAAUUUGUCAUACGACUGCAGCCAUCAGAGGCCAUGUACAUGAAGCUUACGGUAAAGCAGCCAGGACUUGAAAUGUCUACCACACAAAGUGAGUUAGAUCUGUCUUAUAGACAACGCUAUCAAGGCAUUGUUAUUCCUGAGGCAUAUGAGCGGCUAAUACUUGACAC